AAGUCGCAUAGACUUCUAUAUGAAAUAAAUUAGGGUUUUCACGGUGUCACACCCAGCGACGACGAGAAAGAAGUAAAGACGGAAUGGAAAACAGGAUCUGUGAUUUGCCCGAUGAUUUGCUCUUGCUGAUCUUGAUCCUCGUCCCAACAAAAGUCGCAGUCACCACUACAAUCUUGUCUAAACGAUGGCGUUUUGUCUCGAAGAUGCUGCGUCUACUCGAGUUCAAUGACGAUGGCAACGAGAAGCUGGGGUGGUUCAUUGACCAGUCAUUGCAACUCCAUAAGGCACCGAAGUUGAGGAGUUUGAUUGUUGAACUGGGUCCAAGUUGUACUGUUGACGUUGAUGUCGGAAAGUGGAUUGAGUACGCAGUUAAUCGUGGUGUGUACGUGUUAGAUUUCAAGCUCCUCUGGACCGCAAAACCCACAAGUUUUCCUAAGAGUCUUUACACAUGCGACACAAUCGUUGAUUUAUCUCUUUCCAAUGAGAUUUUUGUUGAUGUUUCCUCCCAGGCUCGCCUACCAUCUCUCUUACGUCUGAGUCUUCUACAUGUAGUGUACAAAGACGAAGACUCUCUUGUUAGGCUUUUAUCAAGCUCCCCUAUUCUCAAUAACCUAACGGUUGAACGACAUGAGGAGGACAACUUGACAAACUUUACCGUGAAAGUGCCUUCCCUACAAAUAUUGUAUUAUGUGACUACUUGGCGCAACAAGGAUGGUGAUGAUGAUCGACUCACUGGGUCGUUGGUAAUAGAUGCCCCUGCAUUAACAAAAUUUGACAUAAUUGACGUCUGGGAUUACUAUUGUUUGAUAGAGAAUAUGCCUUGCCUUGUUGAGGCAUACAUAGGCUUUGUUCCUAAUCCCAAUGAUAAGUUUUUAAGAAAUCUUGUAUCUGUCAGACAUCUUCUAUUGUGUUUGACCGAACCAAUGGUUGAGUGUUGUACCGCCACUAAGUUCUCUUGGCUCAUAGAGUUUUAUUUUCGUCCAGAAGAAUCAGUUGAUUGGUUGGAUUCUCUUAUGUUUUUGCUUCAGAAUAGUCCUAAACUAAAAACUCUUAUGAUCAAAACGGAACCCCAGAGUAUCGCACCAUCCUGGAACCAACCGAAUUCUAUUCCCGGAUGCUUGUCGUCUAAUCUAGAGAUCUUUGGGUGGGUAGACUAUGGAGGAAGAGAAGACGAGAAACAACUAGUCACAUACAUUCUAGCUAACGCAGAGUGUUUAAAGAAAGUGGAGAUAUCCUUCUUAGAUACCUCUAAUCUUGAAGAGAAACAAAAGGAGUUACAAUCUUCGCCUAGAAUUUCAUCAUCAUGUCAGCUUCUAUUCCCCACUCAAGUGGAAUGGGAUUUUUCUUAACUGAAUUUGUUUUUCUAUAAUGCAAAUUGGGUAAGGGUUGUCGAGGAAAAAAGUAUCCAAAGGCUUUAGAAUAUGGCAAUUCCAAAACUGCUUUUGGAACUUCAUUACUCAUAACACACAAUGUUAUAUAUAUGAUGAAUCCUAGAGGUUGAUUACAGA
Molecule: messenger RNA, 1508 nt
Organism: Brassica napus (rape)
Lineage: Eukaryota; Viridiplantae; Streptophyta; Magnoliopsida; Brassicales; Brassicaceae
Product: putative F-box/FBD/LRR-repeat protein At1g22000
Exons: 3
Coding region: 84-1349 (421 amino acids)
Molecular function (GO): protein binding
Source: RefSeq, a predicted model, not a curated record